Vitrella brassicaformis is the source of this 2208-nucleotide messenger RNA. The record is from the annotation of a GenBank genome assembly. Lineage: Eukaryota; Vitrellaceae.
CAAAUCACACGCAGCCCGGUCAACAGCCCAGCGACUUCACAAUUAAGUCCAGUAAAGCAAGUAGGCAAGCGGCCAGCCUCGCUCGGCCCCCCCCGCAGGCGGGCAGGGUGCUUCUGCAUUAUGAGCGGCAUUCGAGUAUGGCGGCCAGCUUGAGCAGGUCGACCGGGCCCUCGGACACAUCGCCCGCUGCCGGCGCGGAGAGGGGCUUCUGGACCUGCUUCAGCAAAGCAAUGCCGUCCUUCCACUCGCUGCCCUCUCUCACAGAGGCCGCCUUGUAUGCUUUGAAGAAUGUAUUCGCUGCAGUCAGCCACAGACAGGUAGGCAGACAGGCAGCACGGGCACACUUGGCUCAUUCCAAUGGAUGUGCAGCCAGCUGUUUUUGUCAGCUUGCUAACCCAGUUUCCACCACUCGACCAACUGCUCGACAAACGAAGUACAUCCCUUCUCGGUGAGCACCGCAAUCCGAGGCGAGUCCUUCUCGACCUGAAGAAAGGAAAAGAUCUUGUGUCUCUUGCCUGAUCCUUGUGUCUCUUUGCCCUACUGCGCUGUCGAAGUCAAAAUACACAGUGUGGCCCUUGAACAGGCCCAUGUUGUCGCGCUGCGAUAGACAGACACACAACCGAGUGAAUAUGGAGCGAGAGCUGAGCUGACGCCAAACAUUGCUUACCUUGAUGUCGAAUAUCGAGAUGUCCCUCUCUUGAAACCAAUGGAGUCCCCUCAGUGCGGCGGAGAAAUGGCUGAGCAGCUCGUCGCAUGUCAGGCUGCCCCUCUGGAUGUCCUCCCAGGUCCCUGACCACCAUGCAACCAUCAGCAGCCUGCAAGAAUGAAUUGUACCUGUGUACUGUAUCUUCCUGCCGUGGGUCUCACCCUCCAUCAACGGCAUCAGCACCACAGUGCGGCCCUCAGCCCCCCGGGCGGCCGUGUGCACGUCAAUGUGCAUACUGUGGAAGGGGAGGACGGCUGGAGGCCACCCGCUCCACUCGUCCAGCAGCUCCUUCAGACCAGAGGUCAUCCAGGAGGCCGGCGGGCAUAUGGGCGGGUGGCCGGGGGGUGCCGUCUCCGUGGCGUUUGUGGCGCACUCCGCCUUCCAUCUGUUGGCCGCCUUUCGCACCGUCUGGAAGCCCUCAAAAGCCUAGGAGCCAACAAGGGACCACCAUCGACUUUGAGCAGCUGCCGGACCUUGAGUCUUACGAAUUCGGGGCAGGAUGGCAGCUUCGCGAAUUUGGCGGCCCAGCGAGGGCGGUCCUCUGGAUGGCUGCCGGGCGGUGCGUCGGUGUACUCGAGGUAGAUCACGUGCGAGCAGAGUCCUUCCCCGAGCUUCAUGGGCUGCCCUGAGGUGUCCACCGACGGACGAAGGCCGUACUUCGACAGGGCAGCCUGAAUCAACGUGCAGAAUGAUCCACACACUGGUCUACAUGAGAGGCUUUGCUCAGCUCACCAGGAUCUCAGGGGUGACCACCUCGUCCAGCCUCAAGUUGCGAUCUUCGGGUGUGUCCGCCGAAACGCUCUUGGCGGCAGUACAGAGACCUGCACGCAGCAAGAAACGGCACAAGAGGUCUGUCUGCCGGCUUCAUGGCCCACUGUAUCAUGUGGAAUGCGUCACACAUACCUUUUGAAGCGCGUGUAACAUUUUCGUGGGCCUGGAUCUUCCCUACUCCCCCCUCUUCUGUCUCGUUGGGCAUCUCCCAGGACGCGCCCGACGUGGCGGCCUGCAGUGCAGACAGACAGGCAGACAGACAGACAGACAGACAAGAGGCAGAGAGACAGAAGGGAAAUGAUGUCAUUAUUGUCAUGAUGUCAAAUGCGAGAGGCGUCCGGCAUACUGGGGCGGAUGUGGACGUGCUUUGGGUCCCAUUCCCUUGUUCCUUCUGUGACGGGACAGGCAGCCCUCACUGAUUGCAAUGCAUUGCUGUGCGUGGCUCUCGCCUUUCCGUUCUUACGUGUGUGUGCCUGUGUGUCCCCUCUUGAGUGUCCUUGCCGGCCCGGGGCAGACCAUUGGCGGCCUGGUGUUGAUGAGGGUGGGCCCGCCCGUCCCCCGAGGUGAGUUGCCCUUCCCCUGCUGCUGGCUUGUCUCGCCACUCAUGUUCGUCGACUGCCUUGUGGGCGCAGCACUGCCAGCCGCUCGUGGCCGUGCACUUGGAGCGGCACCAUGCUGAUACGGCGGCACCGAUGGCGCUCAACAUGGUAAUGUGCACGUGAUUGUUUCUG